CGUAACCUUGGAACACCGUAUACUCAAUGCAAAUGCGCACCAAAAAUCCAAUUACGUUCUAUAAUGACGCGUAUUUACUAGUGUUUAAACACCUGUUGCUCUAAAAAGGAGAAAAACAAGAAUAGCUCUGUGUAUCCAGUGAUUAGCAUAUAAUGCAUGAACAGGAGAAACAAUUGAACAAACCAUCGAAUACACGAAGAACCUACCCCUAUGCUCUGUUAGCUCCCAUGCCAGUCUGCAGCCGAAAAUAAGGCAUUCGACGUAAUCAUAAUCCAGCGGAAUUGCGAAACACGUGAAGCCUAAUAUGGUGAUGCGAGUAGCGAAAUUAGGCAGGACAAUUCGAAAGCAGUAAUAGCGGCGGUUCGAUGGCACGCACACGUUAUCGUUCCCAUCGGCGUUCCAGCGAAAAAUUCGGUAACAGGGUGAAAGGACAAAGUAAUUGGAUCAUGGUCGUUCGUUUGCCGCGGCACGACCAGUUGAAGGAUUCGACUUUCUGGUCCAAGGUCGCCGGGGGGAGGGGGACAAGUCGAGUAUUUUGUCCGAGGAACAGAAGGAAGAAAAAAAAAUGAGGAGAAUUUGGGCGUGGUAGGGAAAAGCGUACGAUCGGUUUACACACUAUUACGAUUACGCUUGCUUUUAGAGUGAAAGUUUUUUGGACACCGGCACGAUACACGCCCUUGUACCCCACCUAAUUCCAGCCGGAUCAUUUGCACUAUAUAAGAUUUUCGGUGGGCAACGAUCAGCACGCAUUCGCAUUCGAGCAUCAUCGAAGAAUCAACGUUUGCUAUUUGACAAAUCGUUAUUUACAUACACAAUGUUCUCCAAGAUCGUAAUCCUCGCAUGCGCCCUGGCGGUGAGCAACGCCGGCUACUUGGGAACGGCCGCGGCCGGCCAAUACACUCUGACCACUGCCGCGUUGACGUCAACAUCCGACAACAUUCUGCGCAGCUCAGGGAACCUGGCGCAGAUCGCGACGCAGUCGAAGACGAUCUCCACCCCGUUCUCCAGCAGCAGCAAGUCCGACAUCCGCGUAACGAACCCGGCGAUCUACGCGCACGCUGCUCCCCUGACUUACACCGCCGCGCACGCUGCUCCUCUGACUUACACCGCCGCACAUGCACCCUUGGCCGCGCCGAUCGCGCAACCGGGCUCGCUCCUCGGCGUCGCUUACUCCCCGGCGGUGGCCGUCUCCCACAUGGCCUACAGCAGCCCCAUCGGCGUCUCCUACUCCUGGUAACCGGUCCCCGCCUGACUCUCUCUUAUCCGACGCGGCAAUCUCUCAUGACUCUGUACGUGUACCCUGACCGAUCGCCGUUUCUAUUUAUUAAAUACAGU
This is a messenger RNA of Nomia melanderi (Alkali bee), 1335 nucleotides long. RefSeq names its product cuticular protein CPF1 (gene CPF1). NCBI's taxonomy places the organism in Eukaryota, Metazoa, Arthropoda, Insecta, Hymenoptera, Halictidae. The record is from RefSeq and is a predicted model, not a curated record.